AUGGAAUUCUGGGACGCAUUAGAAGACUCUCAAUACCUGGAUGCCGUGGCAUCGAUCCGCGAUGGACCCAAGCCAAUCGUUCGGUGGGAGGUACCCACCACCGAUCAGCUUCAGGAAUGGGAAGGUCGUGUGCGAACGCGAAAGACAUUGACUUGCCAACCACAGUCAUCGGAAGAGGAUAGUGGGAAAGAUGACUUGGCAUCGGUAGAACCUCUCACUCUGGAUUGGUACGCAUCCUGUCCCAUUGGCUUUUACUUUUUCUCCUCCUAUGUCAAAGAUCAACACGCGUAUGCUACCAAGAAUAGUACUGCCAAUAAUAAUAGCAAGAAUUCUUCGGACCAGGAACAACAACAAUCUUCCAACACCGAGGCCGAGAGCAGCGGUAUCCCCGUGACUCCGGCGCGAAUGACGUCGACCAAAGCCGAUGAACUGGCGUAUAUUCGAAUGAACUUUCUCGAAGACAUGCUGCGCUUUCAAAGGGUCGCCAAGACGGCCCGACCGCCAUCGGAUGGCAACCGACCCAAACAGGUCCAACUCUACGUCGAGCUAUUGCUAGACUAUAUACAUCCUCCCAAGAAAAAUAGUGGAGAAGAAGAUGGUCCAGUCUUACCCAAAAUGACGCACAUUCGAGAACCCGACUUGCACAUGCCCCGGUGUAGUGCCACGAGACGGAUGGGAUUUGAAACACAGGCCGAAUUGGAAGCGGCUCUGACGAUAAAUCACGACGACAACUAUCAAACCAACCUAGUAGGGCUCAAGGGUCCUCUGUUGAAAGAAUUCAAGGGCGCCUUGGUCGAAUGGUUGGAACAAGUCAACAACAACCUAACAUCCAUGCACAAGGCCGAGUCGGAACCACUGAGGACCAGCAACAACAACAAUACUAAUAAUAGCGACGAGAAUGCAGCGCCCGUGCAGGAUCUGGUGGCCGAUGCGGCCAAAGCUUUGGAUGUUGGAGCAUCCGCGUCAAGCAGCAGUAUUCCACGUGCCGUGCUGAAACGAGGAAAGACGGAUGACACAGAGGCAACGCCAACAAAUAAAACCAGCAGUGGCAGCAAGCAAACAAAAAGCAAUGGCAACUUGAUAGCAGGACUGUUGCCAGUCAUGCACAAGGUGGAGGUACUCAUAUACGAGAGCUUGAAACGUGAUUACGAUGCAUUAUUUCAGGCAAAUUCGCAACCCUACAUGAGAAUGAGAAAUUUCCUCUGGUACCAAGAUCGCAGAGUCAUCCACGAUGAUUUUUAUGUCAUGAGGGUUUUGGGAAGAGGUGGAUUUGGAUUGGUCAGCGCCUGCCAAAAGGGCACGACGGGCAAGCUGUAUGCCAUGAAAGUUAUGAGCAAAAAGCGUAUCAAGAUGAAGAAAUCAGUUCAGUUUGUCAUGAAUGAGCGCAAAGCGUUGGCAGCGGUUUCCGAAAGUCCCUUUAUCAUCAACUUGAAAUACUCACUGCAUUCAGAUGACGAAGUUUAUCUUGUCAUAGAUUUGAUGGCUGGAGGUGAUUUGGGUUUUCAUUUGCAUCAAAGGAGGCGGUUCUCGCAGAAUCAGUGCUUGUACUAUGCUGCUCGCAUUAUGCUGGGUCUGCAAGCUUUACACGACAAACAUUAUGUGUACAGAGAUCUGAAACCGGAGAACUGCUUGUUGGCAGAAGACGGUCGAGUGAAACUCACGGAUCUGGGGUUAGCGACAAGAACCACACCUCAUCUUCCCUCGGGCGUGGUUGGAACCCGGGGUUAUUGGGCGCCCGAAAUGCAUAAACGCGAUGGCUCUGGGAAACGUGUUCCGUACAAUCAUGUCGUAGAUUGGUUCAGCUUCGGUUGUUGCCUUGCCGAGUUUAUUUCGGGGAAGAACCCCUUCCGUUCGGAAGCCGCAUAUAAGUACGGCGUCGAACGUGGAGAAAAGGACAAACACAAGGCGAUUGACAUAGCCAUCCGCGAAUGGGAGCCUGAGCUCAACCCCGAGGUGUUUCCUCCCGAUGCGGCUGACCUUUGUCGUCGCCUGUUUGAUAAAGAUCCCACGGCGAGACUUGGUGCUCAUGGCGGGAGCACGGAAAUAAUGGCCCAUCCUUGGUUCAAGUCAGUGGAUUGGGAAAUGGUCAAAACGGAUCGCAAGAAGCCUCCGUUCAUUCCUCCGAAAGAUGUCAAUGCUGCAUCUCAACACGAGAUUGGCAAUUUUCAAGACGACAACAGCAAGACUUCGAAAGAUGUAGCGUUUGACGAAUCCGACGAACGAGUGUACAGGGACUGGGAUUGGAUAAAUCCAAAAGCGUACGCCAUUGAGGUCAUUGAAUUCCUAGUCCACGAACGGGAUCUGGGAAGGCCGCUUCUGCCAGAAUCGCUGAGCCCCGACCUGUGUUGCUGUAACAUACUGUAG
This is a messenger RNA of Seminavis robusta, 2364 nucleotides long. The record is from the annotation of a GenBank genome assembly. NCBI's taxonomy places the organism in Eukaryota, Bacillariophyta, Bacillariophyceae, Naviculales, Naviculaceae.